AUGUCGGCAUCGUCCAAACAAGAAAAAGAUCACGAAGAAACGGACGAAGGCGAGGCAAACGACACUUGCGACAACCACGGCAGCGGUUCUGAAAGCGAAGAAAUUGACACUUCCAACAACUACUGCACCGGUCCUCAUACCGAUGACGGCAAUGCAAAGGAAAAACAACCGGUUGAACGAGGAUCCCAGCCAAUUGACUUACCCCAAUCUCCGCAAGAAGAGCCACCUGACGAUACCAGUAUGGUUUUAGCUCAUUACGGCUAUAUCUUGGGUGAUUCGCUGGGUAAAGGGUCCUAUGCGGUUGUUAAAGUGGCUUUUUCCAAGAAGCUAAAGCGGCAAGUUGCCAUCAAGAUCAUCAUAAAGAAAAAGGCGCCGCAAGACUACAUUACCAAGUUUUUACCACGCGAGAUCGCUGUCAUGAAAAAACUCAAGCAUCCGAACAUCAUCGGACUUUACGAAGCCAUUGAAACAAGCUCUCGGAUCUAUCUCGUAAUAGAUAUGGCCGACGGGGGAGACCUGUUAGACUACAUCAAAACGAACGGCCCGGUUUGCGAAAAUGAAGCUCGUACGUUUUUUCGGCAGUUAAUCGGUGCCUCAGAAUACCUCCAUAACUUGGACGUGGUUCACAGAGAUCUGAAAUGCGAGAACAUUUUGCUGGAUCGCAACAAAAAUAUAUUACUCACAGAUUUUGGUUUUGCAAGGACUGUGCCCAUCGAUUAUGAUACUGGAAAACGAAGUUUGAGUUUGACGUUCUGUGGAUCCUACGCGUACGCGCCACCCGAAAUUCUUCGUGGCGUUGCUUACGACGGAACGCGUUCUGAUGUAUGGAGUUUAGGGGUGGUAUUAUUUACAAUGCUGUGUGCUAAAUUACCGUACGAUGACUCAAAUCUCAAGGUGCUGAUGGAGCAAGUAAGUAUAAGGGGUUAUGUAUCAGAAAGAAAUUUCUACAAGCAGGCAAGGGGAAAUCAACAUGCUGUAUUUUGCUUCUGAUUGAUUGAGUGGGUGGUGUGAGUUUUCUAGACCAAUCACGAGGCGAAGCAAAGAAAAAGCAACGCAAUUCUGGAUUAUUUUUUAUAAUCGAAAAUUGCUCUAUCGACUUUGUUGUGAGAAUCGUCGUUGGGGUCAAUCAAAAGGAGGUGUGAGACUGCAUGUCACCACUGACAGACUGCUUUCGAAACUAAAGUGAGAACUGUACAUACAUGGGUUCCGUAUAGACAUCGUUUCAGUUUCUAUUUUUGUCGCUCAUUCAGGUAUCUAAGACUGUCGUUUUUCCAAAGAAGCGAAAAAUUUCCGAGGAGGCCAGACACCUCAUUUUAAAGAUGCUUUGCGAAGAAAAGGAGAGGAUUGACAUCCCAGGAAUAAAGGAACAUCCUUGGUAUCUUGGGAAAAAGAUGAAUGUUGAGCUAAAAGGAGACAAGGACAAGGAGGACCUUGGGAAGGACAUAUCUCACGAUUCAGGGCUUGGAAGCGAGCCAGUACUUGGGAACGAGGGCCGAUGA
This is a messenger RNA of Pocillopora meandrina, 1499 nucleotides long. NCBI's taxonomy places the organism in Eukaryota, Metazoa, Cnidaria, Anthozoa, Scleractinia, Pocilloporidae. The record is from the annotation of a GenBank genome assembly.